AGUUUAUACUCACCCUGUGACAUUUUAUUCAGCAUUUAUGGAAAUAUUGUAAUUCUUGCAUUGUGAAGAGCCUGGGAUACUAUGGGAUUCAAAGCUCUCUGUUUUGGGCUGUUUUGUGUUAGUUUUUUAUCUUAUAUUUAUACACCUAUACCUGACAACAUUGAAGAGACUUGGAAAGUAAUGGCUUUGGAUGCAGCUGCUAAAACUUGUACACUUGUGGCUCUGUGUCUUGAAAACAUGGGUGUUAUGAGAUAUGAAGAGUUUAUUUCCAUGAUAAUCAGUCUGGACUAUACACAACCAUUUUCAGAUGAACAUGUCACAGUAACUGAUACGGACUUUGUUGACAUCCCUGUGCGUUUGUACUUACCCAAGAGGAAGUCGGAAGCCCCAAGACGGGCUGUGAUCUAUUUUCAUGGCGGGGGUUUUUGUUUUGGAAGUUUCAAACAGAGGGCUUUUGAUUUCCUGAAUAGAUGCACUGCAAGCAAACUUGAUGCUGUUGUUGUGGGAAUGGACUACAGGCUAGCUCCUCAGCAUCACUUUCCUGCACAAUUUGAAGAUGGCAUCACCGCAGUCAAGUUUUUUCUUCAGGAUAAAAUUCUUACAAAAUAUGGAGUAGAUCCUACCCGAAUUGCUAUUUCAGGAGAUAGUUCUGGGGGCACUCUAGCAGCAGCAGUGGCACAACAGGUACAGAUUGAUCCUGAAGUAAAGCAUAAACUCAAGCUGCAAGCCUUACUUUAUCCUGGCUUACAGGUGAUUGACACUUCUUUGCCCUCUCAUCAAGACAAUGAACAUGGCAUAGUUCUGACAAGGGACAUAGCCAUAAAACUCGUGAGUUUGUUUUUCACCAAGGAUGAGGCACUUCCACAGGCAAUGAGAAAAAACCAGCACAUGCCUCUGGAGUCCAGACAUCUCUUCAGGUUUGUUAACUGGAGUGUACUUCUUCCUGACAAGUAUAGAAAGGACCACAUGUACACUGAGCCUGAGCUGGGGAGAUCUGCUUACUCACUACCAGCACUGAUGGAUCACAGAGCAUUGCCCCUGUUAGCCGAUGAUGCCCGAUUACAGCAUUUGCCACGAACAUACAUUCUUACCUGUCAAUAUGAUGUCCUGAGGGAUGAUGGAAUUAUGUAUGUUACAAGACUUCAAAACGUUGGAGUUCAAGUUUUUCAUGACCAUGUUGAGGAUGGAAUCCAUGGAGCUUUAUCAUAUAUGACAUCACCACUUUACUUACAACAAGGUCUGAGGAUAAAAGAUAUGUACAUCAGUUGGCUGGACAAGAAUUUAUAAUUACAUUU
Phodopus roborovskii (desert hamster) is the source of this 1295-nucleotide messenger RNA. Its product is annotated as arylacetamide deacetylase-like 2. The transcript has 5 exons. NCBI's taxonomy places the organism in Eukaryota, Metazoa, Chordata, Mammalia, Rodentia, Cricetidae. Bases 82 to 1287 code for a protein of 401 amino acids. Gene Ontology annotation, molecular function: carboxylic ester hydrolase activity. Gene Ontology annotation, cellular component: membrane. The record is from RefSeq and is a predicted model, not a curated record.